UUUUUGAGCUGUUCGGUUAUGGUCCAUAUUCCUUUUGGCAAUUCCAAUUCCCCAAGGUUAUGAGGGUCCCUCCGAUGGACUCACAACGUCAAAAUCCUCCCUAAAUAAAGUCAGGAGAUUGACUGGGCCAUGCAAGCACCUUCACCUUCUUAUUUAUUUAUUUAUUUAUUUAUUUAUUUAUUAUAUGUCGAGUUAUUUUGGCUGUAUGUUUGGGCUUGUUGCCUUGUAAGAAUGUCCAUGUUCUCCCAAGAUUCACUUUCUUUCUUUCUCACUUUCUUUUCGCUUUCCUGUUUCUUUUUCAUCCCUUUGUUUUGUUUCCUUUCUUCCUUCUUGUCUGUCUGUCUUUCCCUUCUGUCGUCUCCAACACAUUCUCCUCUAUUAUGUCCUGGUACAUCUCUCCAUUCAUGUUUCCAGGUGCAGUUUGCAUUAAAAGUCAUGAGUCAUGGUGGUGGGUAAAUGCCAUGGGCACACCUGCAAAACUGGAAGAAUGUAAACCAGUGUUUAAUUUUUGCUGUAGAUCUAUGUAGAUGCUCAUCUUAGCUCCCUUUAGGGCAGCCUAUUGUAGUCUCUCCUCUGUACCUUGCUUCUGUUUCAUGAACUCUUACUGUAGUUUGCUUGUUGUAUUGGGUGUAUGGGUCACCUGCAGAGAGGAAUGUUUUAUGUUGAACGCUUUCACUGUGAUUUUAACUUCAUGAAUAAUUGUACUUGUGUAUUUUUAUUUGCUGCACUAUGUAAAACAGUGUGCUUACACACCCUAGGUAGUGCACUAUAUGUGUAUUUGAAAUGCAGUCGCUGUCAGUGGGCUUCCUCCUGUCCGGCAGGUGGCGGUAAUGAGAGCGUGUGUGAGUGUGUGUUUUGGUUUGGAAGCGGCGCUUUCACACACAGGCAGUAAACAGAGGCAGAGAACAGGCUGUGUAACACUGAAGCUGAACACUCACUAGAUAUUUCUCUCCUUAUUGUUUCAGCUCUGUCGCUGUAAUGACGGUGCUGUGAGGAGGUCCGGGCUUUGUCGGUGUUUACCGGGACAUUUACCGGGACGUUUACCGGGACGUUUACGAAGCUGGGUUUAGGGAUAUUAUUGUUUGCGGUUUCCGGGUGUUUGAUGAAGAGGAGGUCCGAGGCUGUCGGUCAUGUUCUGAGGAGCUGAAGUGCAGUGCAGUGAAGAGGAGAAACACCGGGGAUGCGAACAUGGCAUCGGUGCGUGUGGCAGUGCGCGUGCGGCCCAUGAACGAACGGGAGAAGGAGCUCUCGGCCCAGGGCAUCAUCGAGAUGGACGGAAACAAGACGACCAUUACCAACUUAAAAAUCCCCGACGGCGUGACGGGCGACUCGGUGAGAGAGAGAACUAAAACGUUCACGUACGACUUCUCCUACGACUCGGGCGACCGCAGCAGCACCAGAUUCGUCUCGCAGGAGAAGGUCUUUAAGGAUCUGGGUUCAGAUGUUCUCAAGGCAGCGUUCGAGGGCUACAACGCCUGCAUCUUCGCUUACGGACAGACGGGCUCGGGGAAGUCCUACACCAUGAUGGGCAACCAGGGAGACGUGGGGCUGAUCCCGAGGAUUUGCGAGGGCCUGUUCACCCGGAUAACCGGUAUGACCCGUCGUGAUGAAGCCUCCUUCCGUACGGAAGUCAGUUAUUUGGAGAUCUAUAACGAGCGCGUGCGAGACCUGCUGAGGAGAAAGCUGGCGAAGACGUAUAACCUGCGAGUACGAGAGCACCCGAAAGACGGCCCUUACGUCGAAGACCUGUCGAAGCACCUGGUCCAGAACUACGGCGACGUGGAGGAGCUGAUGGAGGCGGGAAACAUCAACCGCACGACAGCUAGCACCGGCAUGAACGACGCCAGCAGCCGCUCGCACGCCAUCUUCACCAUCAACUUCACACAGGCGAAGUUCGAUGCGGAGAUGCCGUGUGAAACAGUGAGUAAGAUUCACUUGGUGGAUCUGGCAGGCAGCGAGAGAGCAGACGCAACAGGCGCCACCGGCGUUCGCCUCAAAGAAGGAGGCAACAUCAACAAGAGCUUGGUUACCCUCGGCAACGUCAUAUCUGCCCUGGCCGAUAUGUCUCAGGACGGCGGGAGCAGCCAUCUGAAGAAGAAGCAGGUGUUUGUCCCUUACAGAGACUCUGUCCUCACGUGGCUUCUCAAAGACAGUCUGGGAGGAAACUCCAAAACCAUCAUGAUCGCCACCAUCUCGCCUGCGGACGUGAACUACGGCGAGACCCUGAGCACGCUGCGCUACGCUAACCGCGCCAAAAACAUCAUCAACAAACCCACCAUCAACGAGGACGCCAACGUGCGGCUGAUCCGGGAGCUGAGAGCCGAGAUCGCUCGCCUCAAAGCCCUGCUCGUACAGGGAAAUCAGAUAGCACUUCUGGAUUCACCCACAGCUCUGAGUAUGGAGCAGAAACUGCACCAGAACGAGGCUCGGGUCCUGGAACUGACAAAGGAGUGGGCAAACAAAUGGAAUGAAACACAGAACAUUCUUAAGGAGGAGACUCUAGCUCUGAGGAAGGAAGGGAUUGGUGUGAUCCUGGACUCGGAACUUCCUCAUCUCAUCGGCAUCGACGACGACCUGCUCAGCACCGGCAUCAUCCUCUACCACUUAAAGGAGGGGAGGACGUUCGUAGGCCGGGAAGACGCCGUUAAUGAACAGGACAUCGUUCUGCAUGGCUUGGGACUGGAGAGCGAACACUGUCUGUUUGAGAAUCAGGAUGGCACCGUGACGCUGAUCCCUCUGAACGAGUCACAAUGCUCCGUCAACGGUGUUCACGUCACCGAACCCUGCCAACUCAACCAAGGUGCUGUAAUCCUGCUGGGCAGGACCAACAUGUUCAGAUUUAACCAUCCUAAAGAGGCAGCCAAACUGCGUGAGAAGAGGAAGAGCGGUCUGCUCAGCACGCUGAGUCUCUCUAUGACCGAUCUCUCCAAGUCCUGUGAAAACCUCUCUACGGUCAUGCUCUACAACCCUGGACUGGAGUUUGAGAGGCAGCAGCGAGAAGAGCUGGAGAAGCUCGAACACAAAAGGCGUCUGAUAAAGGAGAUGGAGGAGAAGCAGAAGUGUGAGAAGGCGGAGCUGGAGCGCAUGCAGCAGGAGGUGGAGUCUCAAAGGAAGGAGUCUGAGCAGGUGCAGCUGCGCAUCCGCAGGCAGGAGGAGAGUCUGCGCAAACGCAGCCAGGACAUCGAGAGCCGCAUGAGGGACCUGCUGGCUGAGAAGGAGCGCUUCCAGGAGGAGCGUCACAGGGAUCAGCAGGAGCAGAAACAGAGGAGAAGACCUCAGCAGCUGGAGCAGCAUCUGGAGGAGGAGUCGGAGGAAGGGGAGGUGCAGGAAACGGAGGCGCGAGAGGAGGAGGAGGAGGAGGAGGAGGAGGUGCAGGCCAGGAGAGAACACGCCGAGCAGACGGAGCUCUUCAGAGAACUGGAACGUCUGAAACGGGAGCGAGAAGAGCAGGCUGUUAAAAUCCAGCUGGAGAGGAGACGUCUGGAGGAGCGGGAGCGGGAGCAGCUCUCUCUUGUGGGUCGUCUGGAGGAGCAGCUGCGGGAGCGGAGCGAGGAGGCGGCGGCGCUGUUGAACCGAGACGAGGCUCGGCGCCUGGAGGAGGAGCAGCGGACGCUCGCCGAGAUCCGGGAGGGACUGCUGCUCGCGAAGGAGGCGCGGGUGGACGGCGAGGACGCGGGCGAGGAGGCGCUGAGGAGUGCCAGGGAGCGGUACGAGAUCUUCAAACAGGAGCAGGUGCAGGAGCUGAGCGUGUUGCUGGAGGGGCUCUCGCAGCAGAAGGAGCGGCUUGAGAAGGAGGUGGCCAAUGAUCACGCCGCCCUCGGAGUCCUGCAGCACGCACACAGGGAGAAACAGAGACAGGUGCGUGAGACGGUGGCUUUGGGGGCGCAGGACUCCUUGUCUCUCCUUCAGGAGGAGGCUCAGCUCUCUCAGGCCGAGCACAGGCUGCAGUGUAAAGAGCGGCAGCUGCUCUCUCUGCAUCAGAACCACCUGCCCGCUGUGUCGGAGGAGCUGCACCGGGCCGAGGAGGCGCUGGAGAGAGUGCGGGGCAGAGAGAAGGGGGGCAGCCCCGAGCUGGUGGAGAAGGAACUGGACGAGAUGCUGUAUCAGAUCGAGAAGGAGCUGGAGGAGAAGCAGGAGCGUCUGUCUCAGCACAGCGCCAGCGCCGAGCAGCUCCUGCAGCUGCAGCAGACCUACGAGUUCACGGCCAACGUGGCGCGGCAGGAGGAGAAGGUGCGGCGUAAAGAGCAGGAGAUCCUGGAGACGAGGGAGAAGCAGCAGAGGGAGGCGCUGGAGCAGGCGGUGGCCCGGCUCCAGAGGAGACACUCGGCCCUGCGCCGGAGCCUCAGCCUGGAGCCCGAGGCCGAGGAGGCCCGCAGGAGGAGCAUCGUGGCCUCCAUGGGACACAACGGCACACGGAGCACUGCGGUACCCGAGCUCGACCAGAAGAGUGUCAGGAUGGAGAUGGAAAUUGCUCAGCUAAAGCAGAGGAUCAGUGAGAGUGAGGCGAGUGGGCGGAGCCUCUCUGUGAGCAGUGAUGAGAAGACCAAUGUGGGGAACUGUCCGAUGAGCCCCAUCCAGAGUCUCAACACAGUGCUGCCUCUCACUGACGACCGAUUAAAAGCAUACAUUGAAGAAGAGGUUCAGAAGAGGCUGCGGCAGAUGAACCUGCAGAACACGGACAAUAACAACGGUCUGUCGCUGUCCUCGGAGUCGCUGCAGGAGGACGAGGAAGUUAGUGAGCACAGCUCUGUUAGAAUGAACGAGCAGAACACCCAUACACAUCCCGUGGAUCCACGUAGACAGAAGUAUGAGCGCUUUGUGUCAGUACCGUUAAGUCCAAGUCCGGACAGCUUGAAGGAUCCGGUGAAGAUCAGCAUCCCGCGCUACGUCCUCCGGGGACAGGGCAAGGACGAGCACUACGAGUUUGAAGUCAAGAUCACAGUUCUGGAUGAAACAUGGACUGUGUUUCGACGCUACAGCCGCUUCAGAGAGAUGCACAAAUCCCUCAAAAUGAAAUACCCAGAGCUAGGAGUGCUGGAGUUCCCUCCGAAAAAAAUAUUUGGCAACCGGGAUGAGAGAAUGGUGGCUGAGAGACGCAAUCACCUGGAGCGCUACUUGAGAAACUUCUUCCAGAUCUUGAUGUCAUCGUCCUGCUCUUCCUCUCCUUUGCGAACGGACGACUCGGGCCUGCAGCUCUCCAAACAUGCCGUGUGUGACAUCUCGCCCUUCUUCAAGAAGGGAGUGUUCGACUACAGCAGUCACGGAACAGGCUGACCCACGACCACAACCAUCUCCACUCGCGCUCCGUCACUCCUAAACGUCCAUGCACAUAUCACUCCACACAGUCUCAGGACAGCACCAGGGUUGUCUGGUAGACGUAUCAGAAAGCCAAAGUACGAGCCUUAGUGCCUUUUGGUGGUCCCGCAGUUUAGUCUAUGUACAACAGACCAUCACUGUCUGUGUUAGAUCUCAUCAUCCAGACCUGCUCUGUUACUAGAACAACCUGAAGAAUAACAAUGAAUGACUGUGUAAAUUAUGUGCAGCUAUUUGGUCUGGUUGCCGCCGAGGUAAAUAUGAUACACGAGUUACUGUGCCGUGAUUUUAGCGCAUUGGUCAGGAGAAACUAAAAUUUUACACAAAUGUAGUCAAUCAUCAAGAAACGGGCAACGUUUGAUGUUUGCUACAGUUUCGCCUACACCAAACUGCACUAGCGCUCAUCCACUAUUAUUAUUAUUAUUAUUAUUAUUAUUAUUAUUUUCUUUCUUAUUAUUUUUGGGUAACACAUUUUGUGAUCAUGCGAAACAAUUUGCCAUUUGUUUUGGAUGAAAACACUAAUAUUAACGCAUGAACAGGCUAUUGAUGUAAUUUUUCAGACUUCUUAAAGCAGCACUGCUGCGUUUGGUCCAGUGACCAUGCCAGCUUGGACAGCAGGAAGCGAAUCCCAGCCCAGCACAUUCCCUAUGCAAGUACACCGUCACCUACAACAUCCUAACACUCAUCCAUGGCACAACUUGAUCUCUUCUCCACCAACAUUACUGCCAUCACUGUCCAUAGUGGUACCGGUGUACGCUCUUUUGGAACGAAGUAAAACAUUUCAGCUGACGUCUUCCAAAAAGCCUCGGUCGCUAAUCCGUUUAAGUUCCACUGGAGUGAUCACCGUAUAUUUAAACCUGAAGAAAUAUGCCAGAACACACAGCUAAUAGUUUAGAAUUUGUUUGUAUAGCAUGUUGAACAUAAAAAAAAAAAAAAUUGUAAAAAAAACAACAAUUUUUGUCUUUGUACUGAAAUUAAACGAUAACUCGGACGUGCACAGCCCAUAAUAUCUCUGAAAGCCAUACGUGUAGAUGAUGUGUACGAAUGUAUAAAUUAUCGCGCAGUGUGUAUAAAGGUGCUUCUUCUAAUAACGCAAUACGAAAGGGAAAAAGAUUGUACAGUUUAGAGAAUUACUUCGUUUCGUUCCCCUCUCCUGACACGUUUCCACUUUUCUUUUCUUUUCCCCAGAUGAUUCACUGAUUAGUUCUGCGUAUGAAUUUGAGUUAUGACGCAGGGUUUCAGACUUGAGACGGACUAUUUAAAAAGCCAUAGCGGUAAGAAAAGGAGAAAAAAAAAGAAGAAAGAAAUGCACUAUUUUUCUCUUACGGGGAUCGAUGGUUUGUCAACGGUGAUUGAAGACGUGAAGGCUUUCGGUUAUUUAUACAUUUGUAUGUAUGUUU
Molecule: messenger RNA, 6713 nt
Organism: Ictalurus furcatus (blue catfish)
Lineage: Eukaryota; Metazoa; Chordata; Actinopteri; Siluriformes; Ictaluridae
Gene: kif16ba
Product: kinesin family member 16Ba
Exons: 31
Coding region: 1189-5274 (1361 amino acids)
Biological process (GO): microtubule-based movement
Molecular function (GO): microtubule motor activity; phosphatidylinositol binding; ATP binding
Source: RefSeq, a predicted model, not a curated record